Molecule: messenger RNA, 1895 nt
Organism: Cotesia glomerata
Lineage: Eukaryota; Metazoa; Arthropoda; Insecta; Hymenoptera; Braconidae
Exons: 4
Coding region: 232-675 (147 amino acids)
Biological process (GO): positive regulation of voltage-gated potassium channel activity; sleep; regulation of synaptic transmission, cholinergic
Source: RefSeq, a predicted model, not a curated record
GUGGGGUGGCAGAGCCGUGCCAACCAGUGCCGACGACAUCAACAGUGCUGUCUGAGCUCUCGAAGUUGUGGGGUCGCUCGGUCGGUAGGUCGGCAACCCCGCUUUAAGAAUAAAAACCUCGAUCAUUCAAUCUCGAGUCUUCGUCAAAGUUAUACCGUUGAUUGUGCUACUCCUCGAGUACACUUAAUCCUCUUACUUGUGAUACAGAUACGUCUUUCGUCGUUACUAAUCAUGAAGGCCCAUACACUUGUCGUGGGUGCUUGCUUCUUACUCGGUUUGUCUGGCGUUAAUGCACUCGAAUGUUACGUGUGUAACAGCUACACUGACAGCCGGUGUGCUGACAAAGAACCACAUCCAAGUCUUAUUCAAAAAUGUGACAUGCUUUCAAGUGGUGGUACCAAGUACACUAUGUGCAGAAAAACCGUGCAGUCUAUUGAAUUCGCAGUGAAUGGAUUGCCACCAGAAAUAAGAACCAUAAGAACUUGCGGAUACGAUGAAUCAAACUACAAAGGCCGAUGCUACCAACGCGGAGGUUUCGGAGGUCGACAGGAGGUCUGCUCGUGCUUAACCGAUCGCUGCAACUCAGCGACAACGAUUUUGGACAAAGCACCCCACUUUAUUUUAAUGCUUGUGUGUAUUAUCGGUAGUGCCGUGCGCACCCUGGUCGGCAACUAAUAAACGACAGCCCUUGAGCGCGUAGCAAUCGGGCCUUCGAGGAGCCGGCCGACCAUGAUGACACCGAACUUAAAACGCAAUGUCAUCAUCCUCGUUCCGGACUCGUAGCAACAAUCUUAUUGAACAAAAUAAAUAAAUUAUAACAGCAACAAAACCAUUUAUUAAUGGCAACGAAAAUAUUUAAAAUUGUCGAUAAAGUCGGAUGUUUAAUGUUGUUGAUUGCGUUAUUGUUGCCGGCGUGACGGUACGUCCGCGCCUCUCCUUAAGAACAAUUUCAUUGAUACCAAAAAAUAAUAACUAUAAUUACUACUAAUAAUUUAAAAUAAAAAUUAAUAUUUAUAAGUUAACAAUAAUAAUAAAAAUAAAAAUAACAAUAAUUAUAAUAAUGAUAAUGAUAUUGAUAUUAAGGAGAGAUAAUAAUAAUAAAGUGUAAAUGAUUGUAUGAACACGCUUAUAAUUAUUAUUGCCGUAUAAAAUGCACAAUUGAGAGGUGGUCGGGCCCCGGUGGAAUGACAUCAACACCGUAUCAAACGCUAUGCAAUUUAAAUCUUUAUUAAAAUCUUAAAAACAAUAUUAAUAAUUAAUUAAUUAAUUAUUUAAGUUAUUAUUACUAAUUACGGGCCAAUUCGCAUGCACGGGGAAUUUAAUUGUAGCUCCGUCGCCUCGAGUAUUACUCACACUGCCUCGAAAAAGAUAAACGAUUCUCUUGAAAUUACUUUUUAUUAUUUAUUAUUAUAAUUAUUGUCAUUAAUUAUAAUGAUCGAUGAUUGUUUUUUUAAGUUGUAUUGAUAUGAUAUGAAGUGAGUUAAUUUAUUCUUUAAUAAAUUUCGAUGAUGCUCGGAAAAUAAAUUUAUGUAAAUUAAAUAAAAAUAAUAAAAGUAAAUUCAGUAACUAGGGAGUCAGCUCGGGCACUGUUCACACUUUAUUAAGUAAAACUAAAUAAAACAAAACUCAUGUUCUGUGUGUAGAGCUUCAUUAAAAAAGAUUAAUUACAGAUGAAUGCGUUAUGAAUUUUAAGAGAGAUUAUUCAUAUAAAUAAAUAUAAAAAUUAAUAUAAAAAAAAAAAUUAAUAAAUAAAUAAAAAUUAUUACUAGAGAGAAGUCUCUUUGUUCUAGCGAAAUCAAUGUGCAUCGUGGAUAUUGUCAUCACGAUCUCAUUAUUUAAUUGAUUAAAUUUUAAAAGUUCGACUAAAUAAAGAGUAUAUUGUGUUAAUAGAUAAA